Folsomia candida is the source of this 1614-nucleotide messenger RNA. RefSeq lists its product as uncharacterized. The transcript is spliced from 4 exons. The coding region runs from base 176 to 1453 and encodes 425 amino acids. The record is from RefSeq and is a predicted model, not a curated record. Lineage: Eukaryota; Metazoa; Arthropoda; Collembola; Entomobryomorpha; Isotomidae.
UGGGCAUCUGCAAGCAUAGAAAAAAGAGCGGGAAUCGAACCAUAGAGAAAGUUGUUUAUGUUUUUGUUCGUUCGUUUACGUAUACAUUUGAAGUGUGAAUAUAUAUUUAAUUAGUUGAAAUUUGUGAAAUUAGUCAUUGUAUUAUAAUCGUGGUAGUGUAAAACUGUGAGCGACAAUGUCAGAUAUUCGAGACAUGACGGAUGAGCAGAUAAUGCAACUUAUUGGUUCAUCUGCACAUACAAUAUCAUUGUGCAACCAGGAAUUGCAAAAUAGAAAACGAAGGGAUAGUGAAAGUAUGUCCACUUCUUCUUCAAGUACUGCUCCUAAAACGCCACGAACCGAUAAUGAGAGUGAUCAGAGUGUUUUACAAAGUGAUGAAAGUGAUGUGGAAAGUGAUGAUAGUGAUGAUGUAGGGGACAGAGGAAAUGGGGGUGCUAUUAUUGUAAGAAAAACGGUCAAGUGCAACAUUCCACACUGCACGCUAUGCAAAUAUGUUAAUCAGUCUGAGUUUGUUCCUAAUAUGUUAUAUGCAACUCGACCACUUCAUUUCAAGAUUUCGAAGGAAGACUUUACUUGCCAUUUUCCAAAGAAAGGUGUUUAUGCAAUGAUUUGCAUAAACCCCAAUUGUCCUGACAAAUAUGUUGGACCCAUCUACUUUGGAAUUAGCGGAGAAGGGAAAGCUACACUACAGUCAAGGAUGAACGAUCAUAUUGGUCAAUUUGAUAACACGGGAGCUGCAGGAGUAGAUUGUCACUUCGCUGGUGAAUGCAAAGAUUUCAUGCGUUUUCUGUUCUUGAAACAAAUCAGUGAUUUACGGAAGCGCAAAAUAAAAGAGACGCAAUACAUGCAUCGUUUCGGGACAUUGGAUCGACUAAGGGGAAUGAAUGGGAAUGUCAGUGUCGCCUCAUUGCCAUCUCGAAGUAUUGGUCUAAGUCUACCAGAACGUGGAGACACCGUUUCCGUCAGGCAGACUCAUAAGCUAGUGAUGUCACGAAAAAACCAGAAAAGUGCAAAAAAAGUUCCAACUGUACACUUUCAGACACUAGUUGUUGCAUUUAUAAAGGCAAACCCUGCUUUAACAUCAUUUACCGCUAUUGAUGUAGCUGACUUUAUUCAUGCCAAUUAUCCUCACUACUAUUCAAAAUCAACAAACAUGCAGAAUUCACUUUCUAAUCGUCUGAAAGAAAAUGUCAGUGGCAAAGUCAAAGAGACGAGUUCUUACUACUCGAAUUGGUUUACUUUGUUGGAAAAAGGUAGUGUGGAGUCUAAUAAACCUUCAAAAUUUCUAUUGAACAACAACUUUGAUGAGGAAGUAUACGCAGAAGGAUUAAAGGCUCUCGUUGAUUUUGAAAAAUCAGAACAAGAAAGGGACUCAGCAUCGCCAUUUACAACACCCUCACCUAGAACUGUCCGACGAACUUAUGUUAACGAAAAUGAUUCUGACUCGGAUUGAAUGCCAUUCCAAACUUAACUUAAUACAUUAUAUAAACAUGAUUAAACCUAAUUUUAGUUCUUAUGAUGUCAUUAUAUAUUGACUUGCAAUUGUUUGAUGACAUUUGAUGUGUAUAUAUGAAUUAAAGUUUUGUAUUAUUAAAUUAAUGUCCCAAAUCAGAC